Molecule: messenger RNA, 582 nt
Organism: Ramularia collo-cygni
Lineage: Eukaryota; Fungi; Ascomycota; Dothideomycetes; Mycosphaerellales; Mycosphaerellaceae
Exons: 2
Coding region: 1-582 (193 amino acids)
Source: RefSeq, a predicted model, not a curated record
AUGAGAAUCCUCACACUCAUAACCGCUCUCCUGGUCUCCACACCCACGACUCUAGCAGCCCUCUGCACAGCCUCUGGUCUCCUGGGACUCGGCUCCACCUCUCCCUCUUACAAUGGCCAGUUCUACCUCCGAGCCCGUUCGGCCUCCAACGUCGUCCGAACCAUCAUAACAUCACCACCAGAUGCCUCCGCCUACUCCCCUUUAGCGCUCGGAGCAGCAAACACGCAACCGUCCUCGGCCGCUGUCCCGAAAUUCACAUUAGAUGCCAAUCGCGUGCUGGUUCCCAUCGAUGGGAAUAUAUUGGUUACGAAAGAAGAGGGGUUGUUGACGCCUCAGCCUCUCUACCUUGCGGCAAAUGGGCUGGGGAAGGAGGCGCAAGUGCAGGCUGUGAAUGUCAAGUKUGAUGGGAUUGAGAGGACUGUUUUGAGAUUUACGGACUCGCCGGUUGGGGCGCUUGGAAGUGCAACUACGAAUGAGACUUUUGCGGCCGGGGCAGGGAUUUCGAGUCCGAUUCUUGGUGGGCUGUUGACGCUGGGAGCUCCGAUUGAUUUGCUGAUGUUGCCCUUUACGCCACGGGCGUGA